Solea solea (common sole) is the source of this 3040-nucleotide messenger RNA. It is a transcript of the gene ythdf3, whose product is annotated as YTH N6-methyladenosine RNA binding protein F3. Gene Ontology annotation, molecular function: mRNA binding; N6-methyladenosine-containing RNA reader activity. Gene Ontology annotation, cellular component: cytoplasm. NCBI's taxonomy places the organism in Eukaryota, Metazoa, Chordata, Actinopteri, Pleuronectiformes, Soleidae. Gene Ontology annotation, biological process: mRNA destabilization. The record is from RefSeq and is a predicted model, not a curated record. The transcript is spliced from 5 exons. Bases 112 to 2034 code for a protein of 640 amino acids.
AGCGGUGAAGUGCAGAGACAGAGACACAGAGAGACAGACAGAGAGGUAGGCAGGAAAGAGGGGAAGCCGUGGACAAUCUCACUAACAGCGAUCAGUGUCGGUUCCUGGAGGAUGUCUGCGACCACAGUGGAUCAGAGACCUAAAGGACAAGGAAAUAAAGUGCAAAACGGAUCAAUGCAUCAAAAGGAUGGUGUGAAUGAUGAUGAUUUUGAGCCUUAUUUAAGCGGCCAGACAAAUCAGAGUAACAGCUAUCCACCAAUGUCUGACCCCUACAUGCCCAGCUACUAUGCUCCAUCUAUUGGUUUCCCUUACUCUCUGGGAGAGGCUGCUUGGUCCACAGCAGGAGACCCUCCAAUGCCCUACCUUACAACUUAUGGACAGAUGAGCAAUGGUGAGCCACACUUCAUCCCUGAUGGUGUGUUCAGCCAGCCAGGAGCUCUGGGGAAUACCCCUCCAUUCCUCGGCCAGCAUGGCUUCAACUUCUUCCCUGGCAAUGCAGACUUUUCCACCUGGGGUACCAGUGUCUCUCAGGGACAGUCCACCCAAAGCUCAGUCUACAGCAAUAGUUAUGGUUAUGCCCCCAGCUCACUGGGUCGAGCCAUCACGGACGGACAAGCAGGUUUUGGAAGUGACACCCAGCUCAGUAAGGUGCCGGUACUGAAUAGCAUUGAGCAGGGUAUGGCAGGGCUAAAACUGGGUACAGAUAUGGUAGCAGCUGUCACCAAAACUGUGGGGUCACCUUUAGGAGGCACCACAGGUAUGACCAGUAUGGCAGCCAAUAACCUCCCUCCUUCUGUCAGCUUGGCAGCACCUAAACCUGCCUCCUGGGCAGCAAUUGCCAAGAAGCCGGCCAAGCCACAGCCCAAGGUCAAACCCAAAGCCAACAUGGGGAUGGGUGGACUUGCCACCAUUCCCCCGCCCCCCAUAAAGCACAAUAUGAACAUUGGUACUUGGGACGAUAAGGGCUCACUUAAUAAAUCCCCAUUAGCUCAGACUAUGAUGCCCCCACAGCCUCUUGUGCAGCAGCCUCUCCUAGCUCAUUCCCAACCCUUACUGCAGAACCCUUUGUCCCAUCAGCCUCAACACCUGUCCCAUCAGCCUCAACACCUGUCCCAUCAGCCUCAACAUCAGCCCCAGCCCCAACACCAACACCAACACCACCAACACCACCAACACCACCAACAUCAACAUCAACAUCAACAUCAACACCAACACCAACCCUUCCAGCUUCAGUCUCUCCAGUCCCCCCAACACCCCCAGCAUCUUGCCCCUGGCCCCCCGCAUCUGCACCUCCCCCCUCAGCCUGGCCCCCCACAUAACCCCCAUCAGCAACAACCCCAGCACCCCGGUCCACCCCCCAACCGUUGGGUAGCUCCAAGGAACCGGGGUGAAGGCUUUGGACUGGGUGGGGGAGUCCCCCUUAGUGCCUCCCCUUGCUCUGGAGAAGUGCAUCCUGUGCUGGAGAAACUUCGUGCCCUCAACAACUACAACCCCAAAGACUUUGACUGGAACUUGAAAAAUGGACGUGUUUUCAUUAUCAAGAGCUACUCGGAAGAUGACAUCCACCGCUCAAUCAAAUAUUCUAUCUGGUGCAGUACAGAACAUGGCAACAAGCGCCUGGAUGGUGCCUAUCGCUCACUGGGCAACAAGGGACCCCUGUACCUGUUGUUCAGCGUCAACGGCAGUGGGCACUUCUGCGGUGUGGCAGAGAUGCGCUCACCGGUGGACUACAAUGCCUAUGCAGGUGUCUGGUCUCAGGACAAGUGGAAGGGCAAGUUUGAGGUGAAAUGGGUUUUCAUCAAAGACGUGCCCAACAACCAGCUGCGACACAUCCGGCUGGAGAACAAUGACAACAAGCCAGUGACCAACUCCAGGGACACUCAGGAAGUGCCUCUGGAGAAGGCUAAACAAGUGCUUAAAAUUAUCGCCACUUACAAGCAUACCACCUCAAUCUUUGAUGAUUUUGCACAUUAUGAGAAACGUCAGGAAGAGGAGGAGGCUAUGAGGAAGGAGCGCAAUAGAAAUAAACAGUAACCUUCAAGCGAGAGCCGCCUGCUUCAAGUGCAACACUAACGAUGUAGGACCGUAAAUAAAAAUUUGCCUAACCAGGAGGGGGAAGAAGCAACGAUCUCUUGCAAUCUCUUCCCUACCGAAGACGACAAUGUAUCUGAACACUUGAACACGACAAUAGAUGGACUCAUCUGUAUCUGUUGACCGGUGGCGUCAAAACCCUGUGUCUCCUCCAUCUCACAAGAAAAAUGAACCCACUUUGAGAACUCUGUCUUUUAAGCACUUUCAGUCCUUCUAAACGGCCUGUACCAGUACCCUUAACUCUCUAACUCUCUGUUACUCUUUGAUUUUGUUUGUGAGCGACUAACUGACUAACCCCCGAGGAGUCAGACCAGUUUUCACCAGGCUUAUUUGUAAUUUUUUUAAUGCCUCAAAUGUUUGGGAUAUUGGCGAGCCUCACUGGCUCCCGACGAGAAUUAAAACUGAUAUUAUGUUUAAAUUAAUCUUGUACUUGAAUUUGUGUUUUAGCCAUGUGACGGAGGCUGCGUGUGAUUGACAGGUGGGAUGAAACAGCCACAUUCAUGCCAAUCACUGGAUGUAUCCUCUCUCUCUCUCUCUCUCUCUCUACCUGUUCCCUUCCUCUCUGCAUCUGUUUCUAUGUACCAAAAGAUACAGUUAUGCAGUGGGUUGGCACGCGCCGGCCAGUGCACACCUUUUUUGUUUUUCUUUUGAUUUUUCUCUCGCUCUGUCUUGUGAUUCUGUCAUUCUGAAGUGCAUUUGUCUGAGGAGAAACCUGCUGCUCUGAUAGGAAUCUGACGUUGAUGUACUCGACUGUACCUCAGGCUCAAUCAGACUGUCUGUCCUCAACAAUUCUUAGCACUUUUGGGAAAACCCUCCCACACGACCACCCCUCCUGCUCAGCUUGAACGGGGGCUUCCCCAAGACGGCAAGACAUCAACUGCAAGAAUGUGACAGUUUUCUCCUCUAGGUAACUCGCAAGCUAAAUAAAAAUUACCCAUGUUUAGCGCAA